ACCUCAGAACCAUCAGAUUAAACUACCUAUCAUUCAUCGACGCCACGCCGGUCGCGAGGCCGUUCCAGUGUCCCCAUCCCGCACCGCCGGCUCGACGAGAACUUCACACGGGCGCUCGACGAGAACGACGGGGAAAGCGAGGCCACACGCCCAAACCGUGCUACUCCCGAGCGGCGGCGGCAUGGAGCAGGAGCGGCCGGCGGCAGUGGUGGCGAGGAACAGGAAGGUGCUGCUGCGCGGGUACAUCAGCCGUGCGCCUAGGGAGGACGACAUGGAGCUCGUCGACGGCGACUCCGUGGCGCUGCGCGUCCCCGAGGGCGCCGGCCCCGCGGUGCUGGUGAAGAACCUCUACCUCUCCUGCGACCCCUACAUGCGCGGCAGGAUGCGGGACUUCCACGGCUCCUACAUCCCGCCGUUCAAGCCAGGAUCGGUAAUUGAAGGGUUGGGCGUAGGGAGAGUGGUGGACUCCACUCAUCCAGGAUUCACUGCAGGCGACAUUGUUUCGGGGAUGACUGGCUGGGAAGAGUAUAGUCUGAUCAGCAAGCCUGAGCAGAUGAGGAAGAUUCAGCAGAGCGACAUACCACUCUCUUAUCAUUUGGGGCUGCUUGGCAUGCCUGGUUUUACAGCUUAUGUUGGAUUCUAUGAGAUAUGUUCACCAAAGAAAGGGGAAUUUGUCUUUGUUUCUGCUGCAUCUGGAGCGGUUGGCCAGAUUGUCGGUCAACUUGCAAAGCUCCAUGGCUGCUAUGUUGUUGGAAGUGCUGGAACAAAUCAGAAAGUUGAGCUCCUGAAGGAAAAGUUUGGAUUUGAUGCAGCUUUCAAUUACAAGGAAGAGCCUGACUUGACUGCUGCCUUGAAAAGGUACUUUCCUGAAGGUAUUGACAUCUACUUCGAAAACGUAGGUGGGCCAAUGCUUGAUGCUGUACUUCUUAACAUGCGGAUGCACGGCCGCAUUGCAGUAUGUGGGAUGGUCUCACAGCAUGGGUUAACUGCUCCUGUUGGGAUCCACAACCUCUUCUGCCUGGUGAGCAAGAGGAUACAUAUGAAGGGAUUUAUCCAGAGCGAUCACCUCCACCUGUUUGUACAGUUUGUCGAUGACAUUACCAAGCAUUACAGAGAUGGCAAGAUUGUGUAUGUAGAAGAUAUGAGUGUCGGGCUGGAGAACGGACCUGCUGCCUUUGUCGGUCUGUUCAGUGGUAAAAAUCUGUGUUUCUACGCCAUCAGCUGCAUCUUAUCCUCGUGUUCUGGCAGCGGCAGUGACGUCCAGUGCUUGAAGGACCUGAAAGAAUCUCUGGGUGAUCCCAAUGGCGAACUCUCCACAUGGAAUUUCACCGACGACGGCUUAGAAGAGGAAGGGUACAUAUGCCUAUUCAAAGGAGUCGAAUGCUGGAAGCCGGGUGAGAGCAGAGUCCUGUCCUUGCGCCUCGCCAACCUGGGGCUUCAAGGCUCGUUCCCUCGAGGCCUUGAGCUCUGCAGCAGCAUGACAGCCCUGGACCUGUCAGGCAACGGCCUCACAGGGCCCCUCCCUGCGGACAUCCACCUGCAGCUGCCGUACCUCACGGAUCUGGACCUCGGGUACAACAGCUUCUCAGGCGAAAUCCCGGGCACCGUCGCAAACCUGACGUACCUGAACGUCCUCGGCCUUGAGCACAACCGGCUCACCGGCCGGAUCCCGGAGCAGAUCGGCGAUCUUGCUCGGUUAACUUCGCUUAAUGUUGCAGAUAACUCGUUGUCAGGUCCCAUCCCGGAGUCUCUCCAGAAGUACGGGGCUGCAAGCUUCGCUGGUAACGGAGGGCUCUGCGGGGCACCGAUGGACCGCAAGUGCAAGAAGCGAUUCCGGGUGCGGCCCGCUCGGAUACAUCUCGAGCUCCGCAAGAUCAACGACGCGUCUAGCAUCGGCGCCGCGGUGGGGUUCGUCGUGGGGUUCGUGGUGGCCUUCUACUUCCCGCACUGGUUCGUCUUCUGUGGGAGUCUCCGGCCGUACAUCUUCCGUGUGUGCGUCUAAUACGUCGGAGAUGAUCAAAUACUAAAUAAAAGUCUUUGGGAUAAUGGCUCGAACUAUAGAAGGAUCCGUUGAAUUCAACCCUAUAAAGAGUCUAUAAAUAUAGAGAACUUUUACAGUA
Messenger RNA from Phragmites australis (common reed), 2120 nucleotides. Its product is annotated as 2-alkenal reductase (NADP(+)-dependent)-like. Gene Ontology annotation, molecular function: oxidoreductase activity, acting on the CH-CH group of donors, NAD or NADP as acceptor; protein binding. The record is from RefSeq and is a predicted model, not a curated record. NCBI's taxonomy places the organism in Eukaryota, Viridiplantae, Streptophyta, Magnoliopsida, Poales, Poaceae. The coding region runs from base 182 to 2002 and encodes 606 amino acids. The transcript is spliced from 8 exons.